AUGGUAAAGGUAUUAGUACUAGGUGCUUCGGGAUACAUAGGAAAUGCUGUAGCUCAGGCAUUUGCGAGGUCAGGUCAUGAAGUCUUUGGUUUAGUUCGUAAACCUGAAAAAGUAAAUAUGCUGGCUAGGGAUGAAAGUGAUGUUAAUAAUUUACCUACUUGGAUGCCAACAGCAGAAAGAUGUGACAUCAUAAUCGAUGCAACCUCUGAACUUAAAGAACCUGUAAAACUUGUUAACUCCAUUUUGAAUGCCUGUAACGAAAUUUCUAAAAAACGGGUUGAAGCUGGUGGUGGUAAAUUGACACUUAUUUAUACUUCUGGACUUUGGAUCUAUGGUGGUGAUCCGUUUUCAAUAAAAUCAGAACAAACUCCUCUUCAAACCGACCCCCAAAAUAUCGACAUUUGGCGCCCUGGAUGUGAACAAAAAAUUUUAAACUCACAUUAUAUUAACAGUAUAAUAAUUCGCCCUGGUCCUGUAUAUGGUAAAAGUGGUUCCUUAACUGGUGAUAUGUUUAAAGCUGCAGUUGAAGGAAGGUUAGAAGGUAUUGGUAAUAGAAAUAUUAGAUGGGCUUUGGUUCACGUUGAUGAUUUAGCUGAUUCAUACGUGCAAGCAGCUGAACGUGCAGAAAUUGUUAAAGGGCAAAUUUUUCUUAUUGCAAACAAUUCAACUGAAUCAAUGGGUGACAUGUUGACUGCGAUUGCUCGAGUUACAGGAUUUAAAGGCGAAAUAAUAUUUCGAGAACCUACAACGGAUUUUGAAGUAGCAUUGACACAUACUGGGAUUUUUACAAAUUGUAAAUCACAGACUCUACUUGGUUGGCGUCAAAAAAAAUUGGGUUUCGUUGACGGAAUUGAAAUAUGGUGGAAUAGUUUUAAAGGCUGGAACAAAUUGUAA
Messenger RNA from Cetraspora pellucida, 894 nucleotides. The record is from the annotation of a GenBank genome assembly. Lineage: Eukaryota; Fungi; Glomeromycota; Glomeromycetes; Diversisporales; Gigasporaceae.